This is a messenger RNA of Trifolium pratense (red clover), 3910 nucleotides long. RefSeq names its product syntaxin-binding protein 5. Gene Ontology annotation, molecular function: myosin II binding; GTPase activator activity; syntaxin binding. Gene Ontology annotation, cellular component: cytoplasm; plasma membrane. NCBI's taxonomy places the organism in Eukaryota, Viridiplantae, Streptophyta, Magnoliopsida, Fabales, Fabaceae. The record is from RefSeq and is a predicted model, not a curated record. Bases 186 to 3506 code for a protein of 1106 amino acids. Gene Ontology annotation, biological process: regulation of exocytosis. The transcript has 24 exons.
GUUCGUUCCAAUAAUCAAAUCGGAAGUAGCAUCCGUACAUGACACGUCAUACUGAUGAUUCACACGGUACCUGAAGUUCAACGAAACAGAAAAUCGGAAAACAAAUUUCUCCAACAGAAGAAGCAAACUGCAAAAAAAGCUAAAAGCUCUCACAAAUUGAAUCAUCAUCAUCAUUUUCAUCAACAAUGUUUUCUAGAUUCUUCCAGAAAUCAUCACCGCAACAAUCUCCACAGAAUGUGAUGCAAAGUGAGAAAUUCGAUCCAAAAGUUCUUCUUCACUAUGGAGUUCCAUCCUCUGCGUCUAUUCUUGCGUUUGAUCGCGUUCAACGUUUAUUGGCAGUAGCAACACUUGAUGGUAGGAUAAAAGUAUUUGGUGGUGACAAUAUUGAAGGGAUUAUGAUCUCUCCUAAGCAAACAUCCUUCAAGAAUUUAGAGUUCUUGGAAAAUCAAGGUUUCCUUGCUAGCGUUUCAAGUGAUAAUAAAAUACAGGUUUGGGAUUUGAGAAACAGGCAAAUUGCUUCUGCUUUGCAAUGGGAAUCCAUCAUAACUUCUUUCUCUAUUAUAUACGGCACCAGUUACAUGUUAGUUGGAACUGAGCAUGGGUUGGUGUAUGUGUUAAAGUUUGAUUCCGAAGACAGAAAAGUUAAUAUAUUACCUUAUUAUAUUCCCACAGAUGUUAUAUCAGAAGCAGUUGGAAAGUCACUUGAUAAUGUUUCUGUUGUAAAAGUUCUUCAUCAACCUUGUUCUAAUGGAAAGAGACUGUUGGUCGCAUAUGAGAAUGGUGUGCUGUUACUCUGGGAUGCUUACGAAGAUCGAAUAGUUCUCAUCAGAGACCACAAGGACAUCGAAUUGAAGAGAAAGAAAGUCACUAGUUAUUUGGAUGAUCCUAAGAAUGAACAUUCCGAUGAUAAAUUAGAGCAUGAAGAAGAAGAUAAGGAAAUAAGCUGUGUUUCUUGGGCAUCUAGUGAUGGAUCAGUUGUCGUUGUUGGUUAUGUAGAUGGUGAUAUAAUGUUUUGGAAUUUGCCAACUGCUGACUCUCCAAUAGAUCAAGAUAAAAAAAUGUCAAAUAAUCUAGUCAAGCUUCAAUUAUCACCAUCAGAUAGAAGGCUCCCUAUUAUUCUUCUACACUGGUGCGCCAAUAAAUCUUGGAUCAGCAGUGGCGGUGAACUUUUUGUCUAUGGUGGUGAGAAAAUUGGGUCCGAAGAAGUUCUGACAGUUUUGAGCGUUGAAUGGUCGCGUGGGAUAGAGAAUCUCAAGUGCACUGGCCGCAUUGAUAUUUCACUUCGUGGUUCUUUUGCUGAUAUGGUUUUGUUGUCUAGUGAUUGCCAUGCAGAGGGAGAUUGUAAUAUGCUAUUUGUAUUGACAAGUCCUGGACAACUGGAUCUUUAUGAAAAGAAUUGUUUAUCUUCUUUGAUGUCUAAGAAACAAAGAAAGACUUCUUCUCCCACAAUGCAAUAUUCCAUUGUCAUUCCCACUCUUGAACCGCAGUUGACAACAACAAUGCUUGAUGUUGUAGACCAUGAUGCAAAGUCAUUUACCGCCUUGUCUGAGAUUCUUGUAGCUGCAAAGCAGCUAUCAGUACAAAAUCAGAGAAGUGGGAAGAUAAAGUGGCCUUUGAUUGGUGGUGUUCCUGGUCAACUUUUCAAAGAAGACCGUCUUAUUAUUCAAAUAUUCAUAGCAGGUUACCAAGAUGGAUCUGUUCGGAUAUGGGAUGCUUCAUAUCCUGCUUUGUCACUUGUUUACAACAUAAAACCUGAGGUGAAUGGUGCUAAAAUGGGCAGUGCAAACUCACCAGUGUCAGCAUUGGAUUUUUGCCCAGAUACUCUACAUCUGGCAGUUGGCGAUGAAAGUGGCAUUGUUCGUCUUUAUGGGCUAAUAAGGAGUUCAGAUGACACAACUUUGCAUUUUGUGACAGAAAAUGGAACUGAAGUUCAUAAUGUGAAUCAAGGCGAUGGACCUCAUUGCAAAGCAGUGUUUUCUCUUCAAAAUUCUUCUGUAUGUGGGCUACAGUUUGCAAAUCAUGGAGUGAAGCUUGCAGUUGGAUAUGAGCAUGGGCAGGUGGCCAUGCUUGAUACCAUUACAUCAUCAGUUCUGUUUCUUACAAGUUCUGAAUCUGACACGUCUUCUGCAGUGGUUUCUCUGAAUGCAAAAUUUUCAGACACUUCUUGCUUAAACAUUCCACAGGAACCUGUAUCUGAUAUUUCUGACAACUCUGGAAAGGGGCUAGUCUUCAUUAUGACAAGGGAUGCACACUUGGUUGCAAUAGAUUCUGAAACAGGAAAUAUGGUUUGUAAUAGGACAAUGAGCCCAGAUGUAAAGUCAAAUGCAAUUUCAAUGCACAUUAUAGAUGCCACUUUUGAACUAUCUGCUGAAAAACUGCAAUCCCACUCGCCUCAGAAGAAUGAUUCUGGAAUGCAAGCUAACAUUCAAUCUGAAAAUACACAAGACAAAGUUGAGACUACUAAUACCAUAGACAAUUCAGAUUUUGCGCAGAUAGUAUUGAACUCACUCAUUUUACUUUGCUCUGAGAGUGAAUUGAGCUUACAAUCUUUGAGUUCUAUGAUUGAGGGUAGCAAUAAGUACACAAGGAAGGUAAACCUUGUAAAACGAUGCUGCUGGACUAAUAUAUUUAAAAAAGAUGACAGAGAACGUGUUCUGGUUGUUCUGUACCAAACUGGAGACAUUGAAUUAAGGUCCUUAGCAACUCUGGAAGUGUUGGGAGAAAAGUCUUUAAUGUCAAUCCUAAGAUGGAACUGGAAGACCGACAUGGAGAAGACAAUAUGUUCUUCAUCAAAUGGACAAAUAAUUCUGGUCAAUGGGAAUGAAGCUGCUUUCUUGUCACUGUUGCCGUGUGAAAAUGUGCUCUGGAUUCCAGAGUGUUUUCCUUGUCUUCAUGAUGAAGUUCUUGCAGCUGCAGUAGAUCUUACUAAGAGCCUAUCUCCAAACCAAAGUGAAAAACAGGGAGCAUCGGCUAUCUUCCAUAAUAUAGCUAGGAACUUCAAAGCGAGGAAAUCCGGUCACAAUACAAAUCAAGAAGUUCAUAAUAAUUAUUUGGAAAAUUUAGAACGAUGUUUCUCCAGUCCUCCAUUCUUGAAGCCUUCUUCAGAUACUGAAGAUAAGCUGGAUGAUUUUGAACUUGACAUAGAUGAAAUUCACAUUGAAGAACCUGAGGUCUUUUUAUCUUCUCAGAAAAUCCAUAUUGACAAGAAAGAAAAAGCAAAAGAAAAAGAAACAGCAGACAGACAAAAGUUAUUUGAGGAGUCAGCCACCGACUCAAAACCAAGAGCUAGAACAACCGAAGAAAUUAAGGCUAAAUACAGAAAGACUGGGGUCCAGGAUGCUGCUACGGCAGCUGCACUUGCAAAGGAUAAGCUUAUGGAGAGGCAAGAAAAACUCCAGUUGCUCAACGACCAUACUGAAGAGUUGCAGAAUGGGGCACAAGACUUUGCUUCCAUGGCAGCUGAACUUGCUAAACAAAUGGAAAAUCGUAAAUGGUGGCAACUAUAAAGUUGCAUGAGUUUUUGUAUUCCUCUGCAUGUUCUGCUGCACUCCUUCAGAAGUUGAAAUUCUGUCAACACUUUGGCCUUACUUGUUUUUAAAGGUAGCUAUGAUUCCUUUGCUUCUUUACGCAUGUUGAUGUAAUUAUUUAUCUUGUUAAAGUGUAGUUUUAUUAUUAUUGUCAUAUUUUGUACAGCACAUUAUUUUGUAUAUAUAUCAGCCUAAUAAGUUGAGCAUGCAAAGGUUAGUUGUUUUUUUAGGCAGUGUAAAGUUAAGUUGGGAUCUGUUUAAAUCACUAAUAAUUUACAAUGUAAAGAUAAUAUUUAUAAGGAUUAGACUAUAACAAUCAUUUAUUCAUCAGAUUGUAGCCAUAUUCUUUUUUGGUAGUUUUACAUGAGAUUACAUUAUUGAGA